AUGGAGGAAGAAGUUGCUGCGCUCGUCAUUGACAAUGGCUCUGGUAUGUGCAAAGCUGGCUUUGCUGGCGACGAUGCGCCUCGGGCUGUCUUCCCAUCUAUCGUCGGUCGACCUCGUCACCAUGGUAUCAUGAUCGGUAUGGGUCAGAAAGACUCGUACGUCGGCGAUGAGGCCCAGUCCAAGCGUGGUAUCUUGACCCUGCGAUAUCCCAUCGAACACGGUGUCGUGACGAACUGGGACGACAUGGAAAAGAUUUGGCACCACACUUUCUACAACGAACUUCGUGUCGCCCCCGAAGAGCACCCCGUGCUCUUGACCGAAGCCCCCAUCAACCCCAAAUCCAACAGAGAGAAGAUGACACAGAUCGUCUUCGAGACUUUCAACGCACCCGCCUUCUACGUUUCCAUCCAGGCCGUCCUCUCUCUGUAUGCCUCGGGUCGCACAACUGGUAUUGUGUUGGACUCUGGCGACGGUGUCACCCACGUCGUCCCCAUCUACGAGGGUUUCGCUCUUCCUCACGCCAUCUCCCGUGUUGAUAUGGCUGGUCGUGAUUUGACCGACUACCUGAUGAAGAUCCUGGCUGAGCGCGGUUACACCUUCUCCACCACUGCCGAGCGAGAAAUCGUCCGAGAUAUCAAGGAGAAAUUGUGCUACGUCGCCCUCGACUUCGAGCAAGAGAUUCAGACCGCUUCCCAGAGCUCUAGCCUGGAGAAGUCUUAUGAGCUUCCUGACGGUCAGGUUAUCACCAUCGGGAACGAGCGGUUCCGAGCCCCUGAGGCCCUCUUCCAACCAAGCGUUCUUGGUCUCGAGUCCGGCGGUAUCCACGUCACUACCUUCAACUCCAUCAUGAAAUGCGACGUUGAUGUUCGAAAGGACUUGUACGGCAACAUUGUCAUGUCUGGUGGUACUACCAUGUACCCAGGUAUCUCCGACCGCAUGCAGAAGGAAAUCACGGCCCUCGCUCCAUCGUCCAUGAAGGUCAAGAUCAUUGCUCCUCCUGAGCGCAAAUACUCCGUUUGGAUCGGUGGUUCCAUUUUGGCCUCUCUUUCAACCUUCCAGCAGAUGUGGAUCUCCAAGCAGGAGUACGAUGAAAGCGGCCCUUCCAUUGUCCACCGCAAGUGCUUCUAA
Messenger RNA from Cladophialophora bantiana CBS 173.52, 1128 nucleotides. Its product is annotated as actin, gamma. Lineage: Eukaryota; Fungi; Ascomycota; Eurotiomycetes; Chaetothyriales; Herpotrichiellaceae. The record is from RefSeq and is a predicted model, not a curated record. Bases 1 to 1128 code for a protein of 375 amino acids. The transcript is spliced from 5 exons.